UGAAAGAGAGAGAGAGAGAGAGCUCAGUCAUGGCAAAAGACACUGACUAUGGAGCUUUCAUGGAGAAGUUCGUUCUACAACAAAGCUCAUCAGCCCGUGAGCUUCCUUUGAAUUCACUCACCUUUGCUGUUAAAGACAUGUCAGUCCUAAUUACACUCUUUGCUCAGAGAUUUGAUGUGGAUGGAUAUGUGACUGGGUUCGGAAAUCCUGACUGGGCGAGGACUCAUCCGGCUGCCACAUCAACAGCCCCAGCCGUUUUGGCUGUCUUAAGGGGAGGUGCAACAUGUGUUGGUAAAACUGUCUUGGACGAAAUGGCAUACAGUAUGAAUGGAGAAAACAAACAUUAUGGCACACCUAAAAAUCCAUGUGCGCCUGAUCGGGUGCCUGGAGGAUCUUCCAGUGGAUCUGCUGUUGCAGUAGGUGCAAAGCUUGUUGAUUUCUCCUUAGGAACUGACACUGGAGGAAGUGUAAGAAUACCUGCAUCGCAUUGUAGAAUUCUUGGCUUUCGGCCUUCACAUGGUGCCAUUUCUACAACUGGAGUAAUUCCUAUGGCACAGAGUUUUGAUAGUGUGGGAUGGUUUGCUAGAGAUCCUAUGAUUUUGAACAGAGUUGGACGAGUACUACUGCAAUUACCUGAGGUGGAUCCUGUCAUACCCUCUCAGAUAAUUAUUGCUGAAGAUUGUUUCCAGCUUUCAACCAUUCCAAGUGAUCGAGUUACUGAACCUCUUCUUAAAUCAGUGAACAAGUUAUUUGGGGGUGAUCUGGUAAAGCAUGCAGUCCUUGGGGACUAUGUCAAGGAAAAGCUUCCAAGUUUAAAACAAUUUAUGAUCAAGGGAAACGUCGAUCAAGAGUAUAAUAUACCAUCUUUGGCAGCUCUUGCAAGUGCAGUACAGUUGCUUUUAAGGUAUGAAUUCAAGAAUAACCAUGGCGAGUGGAUUAGUACUGUCAAACCUGAUUUAGGUCCUGGAAUAUCAGAACGUGUACGGGAAGCCCUUAGGGCAACAGAUGAAAAUUUGGAUGUUUGUCACUCUGUGAAGACUGAACUACGUGCUGCUCUGAAUGUUCUUCUUGGGAUUAUUCAGGAUUUUGGUGUCCUGGCAAUUCCCACAGUUCCAGGGCCUCCACCAAAACUACAAAGUGAUCAAAUUCCAUUGGAAGCUUUUCGUGCCAAGGCUUCUAGCUUGCAGUCAAUUGCUGGAGUAUCUGGAUUCUGCCAAGUGAGCAUACCACUAGGGAUGUAUGAUAAUCUUCCUGUGGCAAUUUCCUUGUUGGCGAAACAUGGUUCAGAUGGAUUCCUGCUUAAUUUUGUUGAGAUUCUUUAUGAUACUCUCCAAGAAGAGGUUGGCAUUGCUGAGCAAAAGGGUUACUGAAUUCUUUCAGUCCCUAUGUUUUAUUGUAAAUCUUAUAUCCUACUCAAAGAUUAAAAAAAAGGGGAAAGAGCUUUCUGCUUGCACUUUUGUGCCACAGAGGUAAUUCUUCUUGAAACAUUUAAUUCUCUAAGUCACUCUGAAAUGUAACUAAUUAAUAACUACUUGAUCAUCAAUAUAUUGUGUUAUUUCCAACUUAAUGGAUUAACGUA
This is a messenger RNA of Quercus lobata, 1579 nucleotides long. RefSeq names its product amidase 1-like. The record is from RefSeq and is a predicted model, not a curated record. NCBI's taxonomy places the organism in Eukaryota, Viridiplantae, Streptophyta, Magnoliopsida, Fagales, Fagaceae. Bases 30 to 1370 code for a protein of 446 amino acids. The transcript is spliced from 9 exons.